This is a messenger RNA of Populus euphratica (Euphrates poplar), 2296 nucleotides long. RefSeq names its product probable E3 ubiquitin-protein ligase LOG2. Gene Ontology annotation, biological process: protein ubiquitination. The transcript has 4 exons. The coding region runs from base 586 to 1680 and encodes 364 amino acids. Lineage: Eukaryota; Viridiplantae; Streptophyta; Magnoliopsida; Malpighiales; Salicaceae. Gene Ontology annotation, molecular function: ubiquitin protein ligase activity. The record is from RefSeq and is a predicted model, not a curated record.
CUACUUAUUUUUUUAAUUUCAGAAAUAAUAACAAAAUCGAACAAAAGAAGUGGAAAAAUAAUCCACUGAUCAGUAAAUUAAUGGCUUUAGCAUAAUAUGUAGCCCUCCCUCCGUCAAUCAUAAAGAAAUGGUGGAGCUUUACGCGAUCGCAUUACACCACCCACUUCCCACCCACCCACCAACCCACCCACCCAGAGAUUCUGCCUCCAUCCCUCACCUGUUGCAAAAUCAUCCCCUCUACUCCUCCUCCUCCUCCUCCUUGUUCUAGUAUAAACACGCAACAAAGCUCAAAUAAAUAUCUCCUAGCUUUUCUCUCCCCCAUUUCGUUCCUCCGCUCUUCACAAAGGACCUUCCCUUCUGUAACCAUCAGACAAGAAAAGAAAGAAAGGAACAAGACAAAAAGAAAAACUAAACCGUUCAAGUUUUCAGAUCCGCUUUUGUCAGUUACAGCUAGACAAAAUUACCGGAUAUUUCUCUCACCCCUUUCUUCUUGUUCUUGUUCUUCUUUUUUUUUAACUGACUGACCCCAAGAAAAAAAUUAAAAGAUAAAAGCUUAACAGAAACGGUCAAGCCCAAAACCACAUCAUGGGAAACAUCAGCAGCAACAACGUUAACGGCCGAAGGAGACACGGAAGCCGGCGGAGCCACCCUCCACCGCCCCCACCAGCAUCCCCGCAGCCGGAAAUCACGCCCAGCCGUUACGUUUUCACGGCGGCAACGCCUUACCCUUCGCAAUACCCUAACCCUAACCCUAACCCCCCACCAUAUUAUCAGUACCCUGGGUACUAUCCACCCGCGAUGCCCAUGCAGUCGCCAGCUCCGUACGAUCACCGCAACCGGGUGGACCAACCAGCGGCUCAUUGGGUAGGAGGGAGGUACCCAAUGAUGCGCCAACCGGUUCCUUGUGUAGAGCACCAGAAGGCGUUCACUAUAAGGAACGAUCUUAAUUUGAAGAAGGAGAGUUUGAGGCUUGAACCAGACGAGGAGAAUCCAGGGAGCUAUCUUGUUACUUUCACAUUUGAUGCUACUGUUGCUGGAAGCCUCACUAUUAUUUUCUUUGCGAAAGAAGGUGAUGAUUAUGUCCUGACACCAACAAAGGCAGACCUUCCACCAGUGACAGUAAAUUUCCCACAAGGUCUGGGCCAGAAGUUCAGACAGCCUUCUGGAACAGGGAUUGAUUUCACCUUGUAUGAGGGGAAGGAGUUGUUACAAAAGGGUGAGAUGGAUGCCUAUCCUCUAGCAGUACAGGCAGAGGCAUCCCCUGCAAAUCAUAAUGGAACAGAAGGAAACCAGAUGUCUGGAGCUAUGAACUCUCUGUUAACUCAAGCAGUAUUUGAGAAGGAGAAAGGAGAGUACCAAGUGAGGGUGAUGAAGCAGAUCCUCUGGAUUAAUGGGAUAAGAUGUGAGCUUCAGGAGAUAUAUGGGAUUGGAAAUUCAGUUGAGGGUGAUGUUGAUGCAAAUGACCCUGGUAAAGAAUGUGUCAUUUGCCUGUCAGAACCACCGGACACCACUGUUCUUCCUUGCCGACACAUGUGUAUGUGCAGUGGCUGUGCAAAGGUUUUGAGGUUCCAAACAAAUAGGUGCCCCAUUUGCCGGCAACCAGUUGAAAGGCUUCUAGAAAUAAAGAUUUCCUGCUUCUCCAAUAAUCAAACAGGAAAAUAUGCAAUGUGGGAUGGUUAAAAUACCGGCAUUGUGCCAAAUAUGCAAGCCAAUGCCUCCAGCCUGCAUUUGGAAGUCUUUAGUGGCAGCUUCACAGAAUUUUUAAGAAAUAUAGUAUAUGUUUGGUUUCUCAGCACUGUUGUUUUAGACUGUCUUCACGGAGCUCUACUUUCGGAAUGGGUUGGAUUAAAAGAAGCUUGGUCACUGGGCAUGUGCUCGGUUGUGUUCAUAGGAAGUAUUUUCCAAGCGGAUUGCUGAGAUGAGGUCAUUAUUGUCAUAUGAUGACGGUCAACCACAAAACAUGCGAUCGAUGCAAGAUGCAGGUUGUCUUCUGACCGCAAUACUUAAUUUUCGGGAAAGGUGUGGGAUUCCUUGUAAAUCCUAUGAUGUUACAAGGUUGUCUUAGCUCCGUUCUUAGUUUUGCUUGUGGCCAUAAUAGUUAAAGAGUGGGCGGGUUUUAGCACUCUACGCCGUAGUGCUGUGAUAGGAAAGUAUAAUUUUGAUAAGAGUUCAUACCUUAAUUCUAGAUUGACGUGCCAUGUUUUAUUGCCUUCAGAGAACCCUAGUUAAGUCAAAUAUUGAAUAAGUUGGAUUUCACUAUUAAAUAAAUGUGCAAUAUGAAUGUUACAUAGUCCAA